Molecule: messenger RNA, 996 nt
Organism: Homarus americanus (American lobster)
Lineage: Eukaryota; Metazoa; Arthropoda; Malacostraca; Decapoda; Nephropidae
Product: serine/threonine-protein phosphatase PP1-2-like
Exons: 3
Coding region: 28-261 (77 amino acids)
Biological process (GO): calcineurin-mediated signaling
Cellular component (GO): calcineurin complex; cytoplasm
Molecular function (GO): calmodulin binding; calmodulin-dependent protein phosphatase activity
Source: RefSeq, a predicted model, not a curated record
GACCUUCAUGGAAAUUACCGAGACUUAAUGUGUUUUGAAAAAGUCCUUUGGAGAGUGGGUCCAGGACUUACACCUGCAAACUUCCUGUUUCUUGGUGAUUAUGUUGAUAGGGGUGACUAUGGGAUUGAGGUCGUGUCUUACCUGUUUUCACAAAAGCUUCUGAACCCAACCACGUUCUUCCUUCUGCGAGGCAAUCAUGAAGUGAGGGAAAUCCAAAAGGCUUUUACAUUCCAGAAUUACAGUACAGGAGAGGAAACAUGACUUUACAAAUACCGCCAGUUGUGGGUUGUCUUGUACUGUAUGUCUGUAGAUUCGCCAAGAACUAAGCUGAAUGCUAGAGAAUUCUUCAAAUCAUUUUGCAACAUCAGUACUGAUUUGGGAGAUAUUCCUUUCUGUAGUGUGGCAUGAAACUGGUGUUUGUGCUGUUAGUUACUCAAGUUUUGUGUUAUUUGGAUCUAACACUGCAAUAACUUCAGCUAUAUUCUUAUUAACAAAUUCUUCAUCAGAAUAUGGGCAUUUAGCACCAGCAAUAUUCCAUGCAAUAACAAAACUAGCUUCAGUCAUUGUAUCAGUUUCCUUACUGAACUUUGGCUACUAUUGAUAAUUUUAACACAGUUAACUCUUUUUUUUCAUAAUUCUGAUUUAGGUGGAUAAGUUUGGGUGAUUUGUAUUGUAGUGGCAGUUCAAGUUACUGGCUUUAUAGUGAGUGAGUGACACACCGCAGAUACGGCACAAAGGUUUACCUCCUUUAAUGGUGAAUGCAAAAUCUUACUCACAUUCUGACUUAAAAUUCCUGUUUUCAUUUAAAUAUUUGUGUUUCUUACAAUUUGAUGAUGUCAUCUAACUUCACAAAAUUUUCACAGACAGUGCUAUCAAAUAAAUUUAACAGUACAGGUACACCAGCGAUUUUCCAGGAACUGAUGGUUCAGCAGCUCCUUUAGUAUGGACAAAAUUAUGAGAGGGCACUUAACUUCCCUCCCUCCCUCCCUCCCUCCC